This is a messenger RNA of Colletotrichum truncatum, 3315 nucleotides long. Its product is annotated as rhoptry protein. The record is from RefSeq and is a predicted model, not a curated record. Gene Ontology annotation, molecular function: microtubule binding. Lineage: Eukaryota; Fungi; Ascomycota; Sordariomycetes; Glomerellales; Glomerellaceae.
AUGGAGGCCGACCCAGUUCACAAUCGCUACCGCUCUCGCAUUCUAAGGGAAAUGAAUGCCAACCGCGACAACCCUUUCAACUCCCCUCCUUCCUCGACCGGCUCUCACGGUACCGUCAGCCCAACCAUGUCCUCCGUCUUCUCAGACCCCGAAGGCGAAUCUACCCGCAGACUCAACGAGGACAUUGCUCGCAUUGUUGGUCCUUCAAACGGCAGGCUUCAAGUCGAUCUGGAAGCCGCCCACCGCAAGUGGCCUGAAUUCUACGGUAAGCCCAAGAACGCCGAGACAAGAAACGACCGGGCCACCAGCAAAACUACUGGGUCGAUGAGGCGCAAAGAGGACGUCUCCCAUAAAAGCAUAGUACAAAAAUAUCUCUCAACAAUUGACGACACUACACAAGACACCUGGCAAGGCUCUAAGAGGACGCGCGCCGAAAUGCAGCCCCGCGUCGAUAACGAGUCCGACCUGUCUUCCAACAUCUCCAAGUCGCCGUUCCGGUUUGACAUUAACGCUGAAAACUUCCGCUUUAACCCCCACCAACAACACAACCAAAGUCCGUUGGCUAGAGGACACGCCCGCAGCGUCUCAGGUAAUUACAAGGCUGCCCGACGGGCCUCCAUGGCCGCAAAGACCGAUCGUUGGAAGUCGGACUUUCUGGCACCUCAUACCCAAGCAACGCCCAAGCAGGCGCCAGUCGAGAGUGCUCCUGAGAACAAGCCUACACCAGUUACCUUCAAUACUAUUAGGAACACAUUCCCAUCCCCAGCGACGACCGACAGCCCUGCCCAGAACGGAGCCACAUCCCGAUCAUUCUUUAUGCCCGACAUCUCCCAUCUCAACGAUUUUAUCUCGGGCAACCUCCGUUUUGACGGUGCCGUAAAGAACGGCGUUCCUGUAUUCGUCAAGAACGGCCGCGUGCGUGACCGCAUCGAGACUUUACCGCCUAACGACCAUGCCGAGGUCGAUGGCCUAGCAAUCCCUGAGGACGAAGAAAACAUUUUUGUGUCUAUGGAUAUGCUCCGAGACGAAAUUUGCAAUCUUCAGGAACAUGAUGAUCUGGUGCAGAGACAUGCCCUCGACCUUGAGCAUCAGGUCGAUCACCUGCAAAACGAGCUCAAGCGACUGAAGGGCCGGAAGUCUAUCGAUAGUGCCCUUGGCUCUCGCACCGGCUCGGAGCCCGAGACUGCCGCCGAUGAGCGGUACAACACGGAGAAGCUGCAACUUGAAUCCCGAAUGGCAGCAUUGCAAGCCCGACUGGACCAGGCAACCACCCGGAUCGGCAUCAACGAGGUUGAGAACAACACCUUAUCGCUCGAGAGAGACCGGGCGCUGAAGAAGCUUCAAGAAGCGUGUGUCAACAUCGGCGAGCUGAUGGACAAGAUUGAGAUGCAGGACAAGGAGCUUCACGAGACUCAGGAAAAGCUCAACGCCACGCUAGAAAUCAACAAUAACCGGGAGAUUGUUCGUCAAGAAACUUCAAAUGUUAAGCAUGGCAAAGACGUUCCACAGGUAGACAACAAGUCUCUUCAAGCAGACAACAAAACCCUUCGCCGAGAACAGGAGGCUCUGCAACAAGAGCUGGAGGAGCUGCGAGCAGACAAUAAUUCUCUGCGCCGAGAGCAGGAAUCGCUCAUCCAAGAAAAUCGGUCGCUGCGCAGUAACACGCGGUCACUUAUGGCCGAGAAUGAGGAGCUUCGCCAGGUUGCUGAGAAUGCUAAGGAGGACAUUGAGGCUGCUCGCGAGGAAGUCGAAGCUUUGCAGGUAGAGCUUCACACCAUGGAGCAGGAGAAAUCGACUCUGAAAGAGGAUAACGAUAGCCUCGUUCGCCACAACGAGAAGUACUUUAACGAGAACAAGAUCCUUCGACGCGAGAACUCGGGCUUUGAGAGAAGCAUCCACGAUCUUCACGACGAAAACAUGCGUCUCAAGGAGGAGAUUGAGACCCUCAAGCAACAACUUGACCAUUGUCGCCCUCUCGGAAAAACUGAGGACUUCUCUGCACGCCUCGACAAGGAGGAGGAUGAUGAUGAGGAGGAGGAGAACAUGACCUCGGCGUUCUUUAUGCCUGACAUUACUAUUGAUAACAGCACUCAGAACUCGAGAGUCCUUGAUGUGACUGCCGAGGAGAAGGAGACACCGAGACGCGCGACACCUGGCAGGAAAACCAUUGAAUUCACUGAGACGACAGAGCAAACCGAUCGCAGCGUAAACGAGCUUGACAACACCUUCCAGAGCCAACAAAGCUCGGUUGCACCUGAGCCUCGUCCCAAGAGACGGGCAUCUAGUUCUCGUGCCCGCAGCUCUUCAAGCCAAGGCCAGAAGGUUGCCUUCUCCUUACCUGAGAGAUCUGCAAACAGUACCAAAAACGCCAAGGCUUCUAACGUCGCGAACAAGGGCAGUAAGAGAAGCAGUACUUCUCACAUGACCUCAAAGAGCUCGCUCAAAGGUGGCUCCGUUCCAGACUUGGACCCUUUCCAAGCCGAGGACGAGGACACGAUGCCAUCGCCGGAGAAUACCAAAACCCAUUCCAUGGUCAUUGACAUGACAAAAAGCCGGAAGGAAACAUCGACAAAGUCUCGCUCUGUCCGUCAGGAGGCGACCAACACCACGCGCAACUUGACUAGCCAGAGUCAGAAGAGUGUUUCGGUUAAGUCUGCAACCAAACCUUUCCAAAGCAAGUCCACCACGAUCGACUUGCUCACCCAAGGCGGGCUCGACAACACUUUGACUACCGAGGUCAAGGGCAACUGCCCCGCCCUAUCUUCUGAUGCUCGCCGUGUCCUGGACAGCUUGUCCGGGCAUAGUUGCAAGAACUGCAUCGUAUGCACCCGAAUCAAGGCUCACCGUGGAACGGUUACGGCGGCUGAUAUCGCCGAAGGCAAGAAGCGUAUCAAGAUUGCUAGGCCAGUUCCUCCUUCUGAGCAGUACAAGCAGCUGGGCAUGUCUACGGAGGACAACACCAUGCGUCCCUCUCAACCUCCCGGUAAUGCCUUGGCAAAGGUCAUCAAGGGAUUGGAGGAUGAGCUGGAGCAUAUGAAAAUGGACAAGGCGAAGAUGCAGGCUCGCUAUGAUCAACACAACCCCGCUCUCAGCGAAACCAAGCGUAAGCAGCUAUUUGCCGACAUUCAGGUCAACAUGAACCAACAGGAGGUCAAGAAGGGCCAAAUCUACGCUCUGUACGACGUUCUGGAGGGCCAGAAGCAGGCUGGACAGGACAUGACAGACGAAGAGCUCGAUGUGACGGUUUUCAGCAUUACAGGAUUGAGCGUCAGAGAAAUCACUGACCAGAUUACUUGGGAGGGUAUCCAGGGAUAA